AUGAGCAGUCAGUACGAAUUUGGCUUCUAUGAAAAUACCAUGAAAAGACAACUUAGGGAUUACGAAACGCAUUCAGACAUUUCUUGCAAAAUCGGAUAUAGCGACUCCGAAUCGGAAGGAGUAGCUUCCAUAAAGGACGUACCAUAUUAUGCAUAUAACCAUAAUUUGAACAAUUCUAAAAAGGAGAAAUUAGAAAAACCCGUUUGGAAAAGUAUUUAUGAUAUUGAGGAGACAACCAAAAAUUCGUUUUCCGAUUAUGAGUACAACAGAAAUGGACAGUGUGAUAGUGGAGUGGAGUCGCCAAGGUUUGGAAAUACGUCGGGGGAGGAGGACACAGAGGAACAGUUCCAUCAGAAUGAGGGAGAAGAAUCAUAUGCAGAGGAGGAUGAAGAUGACGAAGAUAUGGAAGGUGGAAAAAUCGGAAAAAUGGCUCCGAUGAGAAAAGUCAAUCAAAUGGAAGACACCGAAGAAGACGAGUGGGGAAAGGAACAAAUCAAGGCAGCUAGUCAUCCUCAAAAAUUAUAUCCACUCAGAAAAGAAGGCGAUCAAAUAGGAUCCCUCCCUUUUAGGCAAUCAUAUGGAAAUUUUCUGAAUGAAGGUACGCACAUUGCUAACCAUCUGAGUUAUGAUUUUAGAAAGGAAUUUGAAAAUAAUAUGUACAACAACUUGAGUGCCUUUAAAAGUACCCAGAAUAAAUAUUCUGUCGACGAAGGUGAUGAUGCGUCCAGGCAUUUCCUCAAACCCAAGACAUUUAAGGACAGUAAUGGUUUAUUUGAUGACUUGGGGGAGGAGAAGUUGGAUAUCGACUUCUUGAGAAGGGAGCAUGAGAAGCUAAUGAAGGAGGGGGCAUCGGUGAAGGCGGAAAAUACUGGAAAAGAGACGAACGUGAAAAACUGGACUAACACUAUCAACGCGGUAAGUGUGGCGAAAAGAUCAAAUGGUUCUACCACACCAGGACAGUCCUUCCACAACCCCGAUGGCGCCAAACAGAAGAGCAAACAAAAUGUUAUAAAAUUAAAAAAAAAUAAUACACACCAGUAUGUUGAAAAUAGUGUAGAUAGGAACUCCACUUUAUCAUCCGGCAACAGCACGUCAGAUACCUACGAACAGGAUUUUGUAGGCAAAGGGAAGGUGCACUUUAAGAGCGAGCAAAUGGACAAGGAGGGUGCUGCAGAUUGGGGGAACCCUAUUGGGGGAGAAGAUGACAACCAUGAGGAGGAUGAGGAAGAGGAGGUGGACGAAGAGGAAGAAAAUGAUGAGGAGGAGGAGGAUGACGAUGGAGAGGAAGACGAUGACGAAGCGGAUGAUGAUGCAGAAGAGGAGGAGGAGGAAGUGAGUGACGAGAUGGAAGACAACACGGACGAUGCCUUCGCACACCAAGCUAAAACCGCCGAUCAUCCAGUGCGAAAACAAGAAAGAGGACAUCCUAAUACGAGGGAGAAAAAUAUCACAUACAAGAAAAAUACUGGAGAAGGAGACGACACAGACCAGAAGAAAGGGGGGUCUACGCCAAGCCGAAGGGAUGCAGAAAGAGAAAAUACACCGUUGAAGGGGGGAGAAGACGAUGAUCGCAUGAAGGAACUCAUUGCGAAACAAAUGAAGUUUCAGUGGUGGAAGGUUCACGAAAAAACGACUAGUCCAAAGGACGUAGCAAUGUCACAGGAGGGAAAUGAAGAUAAGGGAAAUGAAGAUGAGGGAAAUGAAGAUGAGGGAAGUGAAGAUAAGGGAAAGAUAUUAAAUCGUUAUGAAAUACCAAAAGAUAUCUCCUACUAUGUGGAAAGAUAUCAAAGGAGAAAGGAUGGAAAUACUUCAGGUAAAAGCGAUGAGACAAUGAAGGAUGGUAAAGAGGGAAAGGGAGAGUUAAUUGAGGAGGACUUCAUCGAUGGUAAGACUAACCCGCGUAGUUACAUCAGUAAAGGGAAUUUCAAAGUAGAGGAAAUGUAUUAUAAGAACCACGAGAAGGUUAGUAGUUACCCAUUUUUAAGUGAACAAUUUGGGGGAGUGCAUAAUGGAGGAGAUGCAGAUGAUACAGGUGAAGCAACUGGAGAGGCGCCACAAAAUGGAGAUGUCCUCAGCCAAGGAAGCUUCGUAGCCUCAUCCCCCACAGAUGGUAUCAAAAAGGUCGUGCAUAAUAACGAAAUUGAAGAAGGAGUAUUUGAAAUUUUUAAUCCAACGAAGGAACAGUACUCUAAUAAAAGUAGCACGAAAGGAAAGGAAGUACAUACAGGUGUUGACAUUAGAGGGGGUGGUUCAUCAUGUGACUAUUUUUUUUAUGAUGACAAGACGGGGGAGAGAAUUAUUUUGCAGGCAUCACCAGAGGGAAAUUUGAACCGGGAGAAUUAUAUAACUGAUGGGAAUUCUCCCUCCAUGGACGAAAUAUAUGAUAAAAUAAAUGCCCACUUUGGCGAACAUAUGAACAGGAACAACUACAUGCAGAUUAAGGCGGAGGACAUUCAUAGCGGUAAUAAAAAUAUUCGUCCAAGUAAAAUGGGAUCACAGAAUGGGCAAUUUUUAGAAGGAGAGAAAAAAAAAAAAAUGGAUAUCUUCUUAAACUACUUAAAAUGCAUUGAUGGGGAUUCAUUAAAUAAGGCCUUCCAAUACUUCGUCGAAAAUGAGAAUGACGAAAGUGUGAAGAAGCAACUGGAAAUUUGCUUAAUGGGAAAGGAAAAGGAGAGGACAGCAAAUAAAGGUACAUUGACUGAUGCGCAAACAAGCACUCUAGUAGUGAGCAAUCAAGACACGCAAACGGUUAGCGCAAGUUUGAAGAAUGAACAAAUUCAGACGAACAGUAAGGGAGAUAAUAUGGAGGAUAAUUUUAUGCAGACGGAUAUAAAAGAUGUGAACACCAAAUUGUAUGUUAAAAACGAGAUGAUAAAUAAGAAGACAAGUGUGGAUUCUAUUUUUUUUAGAAGCUUAAGCAGGGAUGACAAAAAUAACCCGAAAAGUGAUGCUGAAAAUGGUGAAGAAGUUAUACAAUUUGAAACAAGCGAAAAGAAAAAGGACAAGGACCCUUCUCAUGAUGAGCACAAUCCUGCGGAUAAUAAUAUAAGUCGGGAAGAAUACAACGAACUGAAAAAGAUAAACGAAUUGAAAGAAAAAAUUCUAGAAAAAAUUAAAAAUUGUUAUGAUAACAUGAGCGAAAAUAAUGACGAGGAAGCUGCCAUCCUAAUGCUUCAUGAUAGGAAGGAAGGAAAUAAUUUGUGGAGUUCCAACGGGAUGGAUAAAAGUAGCAAUGGUUAUGAUGAGCGAAGCAAGAAUUGCAGUGCUAAGGGGAAGAAGAAAAAAAGAAGCAAAGGCGUUCUCACGAUGGAAACAUUGGAGUCGAUGAAAUCUUUCGAAAAAGAAAUGAAUUUGUUAAAAUCGCACAACGAAAGGUUAAAAAGGAGAAUUGAAAAAUUGUAUGGAGAGAAGGAGAAGCUAAAAAGUGAUUACGCCAAGAUGGAAAAAAUUAAGGAAAGCCAAGAUAGCCUUUUUCUAGCAACGGAAAAGCAUAUAGAGAAGUUACACGACCAGUUGGAUAAUCUGUCAAGACAGAACGAAAACAUGAAGGGAGAUUUGAAGCAAAAAAAUAUUCAAAUUAUUGCGCUUGAGUCACAAAUAGAUUUAGAUGAUGCAUCUGGAAAUAAUAACGAAAGGGAAGAUUCUAUGGAGGAAUUCGUACAGCAAAAAAUAUGCAAACCAAGCGGAGAUAAGACAAAGAAUAAGCAGCCCUUGCUCGAACUGAACAGACAAUUAGACAAUUUCAAGGGACAAAUAACAGAUAAAAAUAUAAUAAAGGAACAAAUAAACCAGAUGCAAAAACAACUGCACAAUCUAAAAGAUGAUAUUAAAAUGAUGGAAUCUCUAAAAAUGGAAAAUGAAAAAUUGAAGAAAUUGUUAAGUAGGAAAAAUUCAAACCUUAACGAGUAUGAAAAGAAUAUAGAUAAGUUAGAAAGAAAUAUUGGAAUUUUGAACGAUCAUAAUUUUGAUUUGCGUAAGGAAAACACAAAAUUGAGUGCAAAUAUGAUGGCCUUAUCACGUUGCGAUGAGACCAUAACUGAUGCCUUCGACCCAGCGCAAAAGGUAACUCGUUCAGAUGGCAAGGAAGCAUACAAUGGACAAGAAAUAAUCGAUAGAGAAAACAAAAUAAGGGAUUUAGAAUCACACGUUGAUAAAUUGAAGCAAACCAUUUUUGAUCUGAAGGAAGAGAUCUUCGACUUGAAGGAAAAAAACGUCGAGUUGAAGAAAUCAGCCAUGCUGCACAACACUGACGACAUCCAAACGGUACAAUCAGAGGCGGAGAAAAUAUAUGUCGAUAAAAUUAACAUGCUAAAAGGGAAGUUAGAAGAAAGUAAAACCAAAAUUAACAUGCUUAACGGUUUGCUCAAAACGUCGAACAAUCAAACUACUCAGUUGAAUAAGAAGGUCAGGACAAUACUGAAAGAAAAUAAAGCCUGGCAGAAAAAAUAUGAAAAAUGCCUCAUCUAUUUGGAGAGCCUUAAGGAGAAAUAUGAUGAAGAAGUUUUAAAAAUUCAACGAGGCAAAGCUUCUUUCGUUGGGGGUGCUUCUAGGGAAGCGAGUGCGUCACCUCUGUGUAGUGGAGGAAGAUGGAUCAAGGAACAAAAUGGACAGAAUGCUCUUAAUACCAAUGCCUCAAUAAAACAAAAUCCUCCAAAGUGUUUCCAAGGGGAAAUUCAUCCAGAUGAAGAAGUUCCUCUUGAAGAGGAAAAGAAAGGAGAAAUGGAACAUGUUAACAGUGCAGACGCGAAAGGUAAUUGCCCAGGACGGAUGGAUAGUCAUAUCAGAAGAACCUUGAAUCAUAAAGAUGAAGAGAAAGAAAAUGAAAAUGUGGGUAAGUGGUACAAUGUUUCAAAAAAUAAAGGUGCAGAAUCCGAUGGAAACCUUUUCCUUCCCCUUGGUGAGAACUCAAAGGCGAGUUUCAAUUUGGUUCAGAACGAAAACAAUGAAGUUAGCAUAAAUGACAUCUUCGAAAUUGACAACAUCACGAAAGAUAUCCAUCGUAUGUUCUCCGAUAAUGAGGAGAGUUUACAUGUGAAUGGGGAAAAUGGAUCCUACUUCACCGAAAGGGAUACACAUCAUUACACUGAAAAAGUUAUGAAGGCCGAACAUAAGGGCAGAAGGGAGGGAAUCUUAAAAAGUAUAGAAAAAAUAUACGUAGCGAAUAGGAUAAAGGAGAUGAACGAAGAUAUUCAUAAAUAUAUAAUUCAAAGGAAAGAAAAAAUGGACAAACAGUAUGGUACGAAUUUACUACAUAAAGGAGAUACUCAGAAUAAGGGAAACACCCAAGGCGAUUGUUCACAGGGAGAUUACACUAAUUUGUCGCUUAAAGGAAAAGAACACUUGGAUGAUGUUACACAGGAUGAUUGCACCACAACCGAACAGGUGUACUAUCCGUAUGAAAUUCCCCAGUUAACCCAAAGGAACCCUACCGCUGAUAAAAUCAGCUUCACCGAUACACAUGUAGUCAGAGGCACUGAGGAAUCCUAUCUUCUGAAUAACCAUUUAAGAGCCGGAAACGAAACGAAUAUCUCGCACAGCGGCGAAUUCCCAAAUGUGUCAAACAACUCUAUGCAGAAGAGCGAAAAAAAUUUGAGAAGCGUGUUCAGGUAUAAAAUAAACGGUGACGAGGAAGAUGUCCAAAUAGGGAAUUACAUGGGGGGCAAUUACCCACAAAGUAACAAUGGCACAAAAAGCAGGAUCGACAAAACGCAGAAAAGCGGAAUGAACGAAUUGAGGAACUCAAAAUUUGGUAACCAGAUCAUGGACGAGAUUUACACUAAGGAAAAUUUGAAUAGAUUUCCCACCGUAAGUAGACAUAACACUUUAGUAGAUGAUAAUGAAUCCACAAUGAAUCAUUUGAACUCUCUGAGGUAUAAUCCGUAUGAACGUAACAACGUGUCGUGUGGCAUCACCACAGAUGUAAGAAAGUUGGAUAUUCCGAGAGAGGACAUUAGGAAUAACAACCCCAAUAGCAACGAUAAGCCAAAAGAUGAACCAAACGGAAAGGAUGAAAAUAUUAAAAACAGGAAAUCGGAGGCAUGGAUAAUUGACAUCAAAAAUAAUGAAGUGUUCCCAUAUAGGAAGUUGCAGAAUACGCUUCUAACGGAUGAAGAAAUACACGUGAAUUUGGAAGGAGGUCCAAAAAGUGGUAAAAAUAAGGCUCCAAAAAAAGGCCAAGCUGGUCUGAAAGGACCAAAAAAGAAGGAAAAGGUAACCAAGCUCACUCAGAGGGAAGGAAAAAAAAAUGGUGAAAAUAAUCGCAUGAAAAAAAACACAAAUUUUAGGACAUUCCUGCGCAAUCAGAAAUGCACAAAGGGACAGUUAGCCAAAAAGGCAAAGAGUAAUGAAAAACUACACCUACUGGUUAAUAACAUAUCUAAACUAGUUAAGAACAAAAUAAAGGAGGAACUAAGCAACAAGAAUAUUUCUAAGGACAUACUGAACUUUGAGAUUACGAAAAUAAAAAAAAAAAAAAAUAGAUCAAAGGACAGUUUGCAUAAUAAACGGCAGGAUACCACCAUCAUCUUGAGCAAUGAUUCCAUGUCCCUAUCGUCUGAAACACUAAAUGGAACGUUAGAAACGGAAGGCGGUUUGCACAAGUUCGGAAAGGAGCGUAAUGAGAAUGCGACUUCUUCCGCUAGUGAAAGGGGCACACGCAUGCAUGCAAGCACGAAUUCCACAGACAGUUCCAUGGAUAUUAAUUCUGGAAAAAUUGGUGUGGAAGGAACCAGAGAAAUGUGUGAAACGCGUUAUACAAAUGGUCCACAUAUCGGCAAUCCACCGAGACAGCCAAACCAUAAACAUAGCGCGAGUGAGGCGUUUACCGGUAAAAAGAACUCCCCCCUAGUAGGUAAAGAAGAUUAUCUAUAUGACGAUUUAAUGUCCACCAAUUUUAUGUUAAAUAAUAUCAGCCUUAACAAUGCCACGUGCUUAGGUCCAAAUAUGAUUGGCAUCGAACAAAACUUUCCACCAGAAUUAGCCCUUGCCAACAUGAAAGGGGAAGAAGCACUCCACAUGAAUAAACUCCCCAUGAGCUAUUUAAACAAUAUGAACUUAUGUCACAACGCAGAUAGAAAUAGAACAUUCCACAUGGGUCAUAAUAGCUUUAUGGAGAUGAACCCUUUAACCGGUGGAAAGGGCGGAGCUUUCGCUUCGAAACCGUUGGACUGUAACCAUGGCAAUGAGGAGAAGAAGGCAAACAUAAAUAACAUUCCAAUUAAUGGGGAUUUAAAAAUGAACAUGGGGAUGCUUCAUAACGAGGUAGGAGGUCAAAUGGCAACACAUGCAUACUAUGGAGUUAAUAAAGGCGUCGAGAAUUUUAACAAACCGUGGGAUGUAAAUACGAUAAGUGGUGAUUACCAAGGAGUAGGCAGUGUGCCGAUAGGAGGUAUGUAUUAUCCCCCCGCCGCAAACUACGUCAACAGCGACAACACCAUUUUCCAAGUUGAGAAGCUGAACAGCUCCUUCCUUUUCGACAUUAACUCGCUGAGGCCUGAAGCGAACCCCCCAUUUUAUGAUCACUCCUUUUUAAAUUACAACCAGAUGGACAGAAGCAGUGUGAAGGAGGGAAAUGAGGAAUACACGUUACUCAGCAGUGAAGGAAUUCCUAACUUUUGUAAUGAGGAAAAGAGUACAGUUGGUGCAAACUCCAAUAGCAGUCAUGUGCCCCCCCCCAAUUGCAACAAAGCCAUAUCGCAUAGUCAACCGGAAAUAGAUGAUAAACCAUGCGAAGAUAAUGGAACGAAGGACACGAAGGACACUAAUGAUAGGAAUGAUAGGAACGAAUGUGGGAAGAUAAAGGAAUAUUUGCGAGACAACCAGAAGGGGGGCCUCAAAAAUACUAGGAGGUCCAAAUCGGUGGACCUUAAAAAGGUAGGAGUGAGAAACUCCUGGACUAAUGACACCCUUUCCGAGAAGCCUAAAAUGAAGACGCAAAUAUUUAACUACUCAGGAAAUAGAAAAAACGGACUGAGAGAUAUGUCAACAUAUGCUGAUAAAGUUCUUGAGGAUAUGAAGUCCCUCAUCCCUUCGAACGUCAGUAGCAUACUUGAGAAAUCUCCCAGAGGGGGAAAGGUCAGUAGUAGUGUUAACGAACUCGUUCCUAUUAAGUGCAAUUCUAAUGGAAAGGUAAACCAGAGUAAAAACCCCAAUAUGGGUGAUGAAGAUAAGGUAGGUAUAUUGGGCAAAGAAAAUGAUAAACUGCUGCAUUUGCACAAAGAGGGGAUCAUUAUUAAGGGCAAUUCUGUAGAUGCCAAUUUAGACGGUACGACUAAGACAUCUGAUUUGAGCCAUACAUCGCAGGAUACCCUUCCAUCAUUUAGCAUAAAGGAACGAGAAAGGGUAAACUCCAUGAGGAAGUACAAUAUGGAAGACAGCGGAUAUGUGAGGGACAUAAACAAAUCGAAUGAUACGAAAAGGAAUGACUAUUUUUUAGAUGGGGUAAAUAAUGAGGACGUACUGCUAGGCAAACACUACUCUCGUGAUGGAGAGCAAAACAAAAACUUCACUUCGUUGGAAGAAAAGAAUAGUGAUGAACAUGGAAAAGUAAAUACCCAUUUAGGUAGUAACAUGGGUGACAUAGCGUUCUCUGACAUUAGGGACCUUCCCCUCAACACAUUUAGGUUGGAUAAUAUGCUAAAGGAAAUGCACAUAAAUAGUUACGCAAAUAACGGAAGCAAUGUCUUAGGUAAUUCCAUAAUUCCCAAUCCUAGUUUUGUUGAAAACGGAUUGACAUAUAAAAACCGUACGGAAGAAAAACAUCAAUUUCAGUCUGAAACUCGAAAGAGCUUAAGCAGCUUCCGGGAAGCUUUAAAAAAACAAGGGAUUUUGGGUUAG
This is a messenger RNA of Plasmodium knowlesi strain H, 8835 nucleotides long. RefSeq names its product conserved Plasmodium protein, unknown function. Bases 1 to 8835 code for a protein of 2944 amino acids. The record is from RefSeq and is a predicted model, not a curated record. The transcript has a single exon. NCBI's taxonomy places the organism in Eukaryota, Apicomplexa, Aconoidasida, Haemosporida, Plasmodiidae.